GUGGGGUCCCGCGUUGGGGGGGGGGGGUCCCGAGGCGCGAUGGGCUCCGAGCCGGGGGGCUGCGUCCUGCGCCGCUUCUCCUGCGAGCUCGGCCCGCUCGGCCGCCCCGACGGGUCCGCCGCCUUCCUGCAGGGGGACACCUCGGUCCUCGCCGGCCUGUACGGCCCAGCGGAGGUGAAAGUCAGCAAGGAGCUGUAUGACAAGGCCACUGUGGAAGUGCUGCUCAAACCCAAAGUGGGGCUCCCGGGUGUCUUCGAGAAGAACCGGGAGCAGCUGAUCAGGAAGACGUGUGAGGCGGUUAUCCUGGGCGCCCUGCACCCCCGAACCUCCAUCUCCAUCGUGCUGCAGGUGAUCAGCGACGCGGGCGCCCUGCUGGCGUGCUGCCUGAAUGCGGCCUGCAUGGGGCUGAUGGACGCUGGCCUGCCCAUGAAGUCGCUCUUCUGCGGGGUGACGUGCGCCCUGGACGCCACCGGGGCCAUCAGCCUCGACCCCACGGCCAAGCAGGAGAAGGAGGCUCGGGCCGUGCUGACCUUCGCCAUCAGCAGCGUGGAGCAGCAGGUGCUCAUGUCCACCAGCAAGGGGACCUGCUCGGUGGAGGAGCUGCAGCGGUGUAUCGCGGCCGCCCAGCGGGCCAGCGGCGCCAUCUUCCAGUUCUACCGGGACUCCGUCCGCAGGAAAUACUCCAAGGCGUGAGGUCUCGGAUCCGUGAAACCGCUCCCGGCUCCUGCCCGGCCGCGCAGGCUGCGUCCGGAUCACCCCAAACCCGGCGUUUGCCACCAUGAACUCUGUGCCGCGGUGCCCAUUAAAAAGGGGGUGUCCCCCCCGUGUGUCCAGCCA
Messenger RNA from Malaclemys terrapin pileata, 837 nucleotides. It is a transcript of the gene EXOSC5, whose product is annotated as exosome component 5. Gene Ontology annotation, cellular component: nucleolus; cytoplasmic exosome (RNase complex); nuclear exosome (RNase complex). The transcript has 6 exons. Gene Ontology annotation, biological process: nuclear mRNA surveillance; rRNA catabolic process; U4 snRNA 3'-end processing. Lineage: Eukaryota; Metazoa; Chordata; Testudines; Emydidae. The coding region runs from base 40 to 693 and encodes 217 amino acids. The record is from RefSeq and is a predicted model, not a curated record.